AUGGGGUCUAACAAAGAAAUCUUUAGUAGAUCAUUAUUAACUGGAAUUUUAUCUAUUGCAGGAACAAAGAAGAAAGCUGCGUGUCCAGGACUUGGUCUGUUUUAUACUGUACUGUCUGCCUUCCUUUUCUCAGUGGCCUCUUUAUUUCUUAAAAAAAUAGAAGAUGUACAUUCAGUGGAAGUGAGUGCGUUUCGAUGUGUUUUCCAAAUGGCAUUUGUUCUUCCUGGUUUAAUAUACUACAAAACAGGGUUUUUGGGACCAAAAGGUAAAAGAAUUUUUCUUUUCUUCUGAGGAUUCCUUGGCUCCAGUGCAAUGAUUCUUCUCUACUAUGCUUUCCAAGUCAUGCCAUUAGCUGAUGCCACUGUUAUAACUUUUAGCAGUCCUGUUUUUACAUCGUUGCUGGCAUGGAUCUUUCUCAAAGAGAAAUACAGUAUUUGGGAUCUUCUGUUUACCCUCUUUGCAAUCACUGGAGUGGUUCUUAUUGCCAGACCACCGUUUCUGUUUGGGUCAAAUGUUACGGGGAUUGAAGGAAGUUACACAGAUCACCUUAAAGGAACUAUAGCAGCAAUUACAAGCACAAUAUCUGGAGCUUCGACUUUUGUUAUACUAAGGAAGGUUGGAAAAUCUGUGCAUUAUUUUUUGUCAAUUUGGUAUUAUGCAGUCAUUGGUUUAAUUGGAUGUGUUAUAGCAUUGUUUGUUAUGAAUGAAUGGCGUUUACCAUACUGUGGUAAAGAUAGGGUUCUUCUAAUAUUAAUAGGCUUGUUAGGGUUGGGGGGUCAGAUAUUUCUCACAAAAGCAUUACAGAUAGAGAAAGCUGGACCUGUAGCCAUAAUGAAAACAAUGGAUGUGGUGUUUGCUUUUAUUUUACAAAUUCUUUUUCUGAAUCAUCUACCAACCUGGUGGACUGUGGGUGGUGCCCUUUGUGUAGUAGCUAGUAGUUCUGGAACUGCCAUUCGUAAGUGGCGACAAAGCUUGAAAAAAGCUAAACAAAAUGAAAUCUAACAAUACAGACACUAAUUCAUUAUAGAAACAAUCAAUCUUGAAAUAUAUAUACAAUAUUUAUUUUUAUUUAUUUUAAAGAUCUCACUUAUCAAAUCAUAGUACCAAGUUAUAUCCAAUGAAGUAAGUUGACUUUUUAAAAAAAAGCAAAAUUGAAUAUGUUUUAACAACUGAUUAGGUAUAUGCUGCUCUUACAUUUAGGCAUGCAAAUACGAGAAAUAGAUAUUUAAAAGUUGCUUGCUUCCUAUCAGAAGUGGAAAAGAGUUUUUUUGGCUUUUACUUUCGUAAAAUUCCUGCUUCUCCAGUUCUCGGACUCUUUCUUUAUUCUUCUGAGCAGUGGAAAUUAGUUUCCCAGGCUUAUUUAAUACUAUUCUGUGCUUGAUUACCAGAGGGAUUGCAGUACAAAAGUUAGGACGGAAUGAAGGGUUGUAAUACUAUAAACAUCCAGCUCUUACAGAACAGAUGAAGCUUGCACAUUUACAAGCUUUUUUUUUUUUUUUUUUUUUAUUUUGAAUUUGGAUUCUGAAAGAACAAAGGCUAUUUCAUCUUUCCAAGUAAUAUCCAGUGAAAAUUAACUUGUGAAAAUUACCUAUCAGGUUUGCUUUCUUUUAAAAAGAAUUUUAAAUGCUUGCACUUGCUUUACAGAUACAGUGAAACAACCUCAUCCCUUUUUUCAAUAUGUGAUUUUUCUCAAGAAACAUGCAUUUAGUUGCUGCAGUCUCAGUGAUGAGAGACAACAAUUCAUUGUAUACCACUCAUAAAUUAGCCAUUUCUUGUGGUAAGGAAUGUUAUGGUGUAGCUGCACUUUUCUUUAUUCUAUGCAAAAGAUUAUAUUUUUUAGGUAUUUAAUAUAGGUUAUUUUAAAUGCUGCUUAUAAACCUUUUGUUUAGAUUCUUUUGUACAGAAGUUUUUUUAUGAGACCAAGUUUUAAGUCUUCUUGGCCUUCAUAAAUUUAGGAGGAUCUACAAUAAAGCGAUUGCCCAAUUUAUAAGAAUUUACAAGACUGCAGAGUAAUUGCAGUUUCACAGAAAAUGCAGGUUGGCCAAGAUCAUAGCAGAGAUGCUACAGAACAGGUUUGAGGAGAGCUUGGCAAGAGGGUGGAGCUAUGCAUACACAUCUCAUGACAUGGAGGCAUCCAUGCUACAUCAGGCAGUGCUAGUGGGCAGCUUCAGCCCUGUUUCUCCAGCUGACCCUCUUAAAUCUGCACUUCUCUUGCACAUCUUCCCACUUUUAUAGGCUUUAUUUUGAUAGCAACAGAUGCUAAGAUAAAAGGCUUCUGUUAUUGAUCUUAGUGUCUUUCAUGUUUGCAAAGGAGUAUAUGUUUAGUAUCAGGUAGGGGGAUUUUUCCAGAUGGAGUCUUAUGUACUUUUGGGUCUUGUCUCAGUAGUGCUUAAAGUAAAUAGUAACUCGGAUCUUAUUGUGAGGUGUUUUUCAGUUAUUUACUCCAGUGUUUUUCUAAAGGAGAAUACUGUGUUCUGUAGACUUGGCUGUUUUGUUUUUCUUUUUCAGAAUCAUUGAAGGGAGCAGGUGUUUUCUUACUUUGAUUUAUAGAUGUCUAGUCAUACAUCUUUUAUUUCACCAAUAAGCAUUGCAUUCUGGCAGAGCGGAUCUAGGGGACUUGAAUCCCGAAGGACUGGAACAUGUGUAGUACUUUGGGAUGCAUCUGGAUGUCAGGAGCCAGCUUUGUGCAAGAUUCUGUAUGUAAACCAGCACCCUGAAUCCAUGUAUGUUUAUGGACUGGAGCAGAUUCCACUUGAGUGGUAGAAUCAAUUCCUGCUUAUAGCUGUCUGUGCUCUGCUUCUCCUGAAGGCUGAAGUUCUACUGCUGACAAGGUCAGGAGUAGUGUGAAACUGCUUUCUCAUCUCUUUAAAGCGCAAUGUAAUAAAAUUCCAGUUUGGCAUCCAUUUCACUUAAUACUUGAAAUUGUAAACUGGGAUUGUUUCUUCUGCUUCUCAGCCAUCACUGCCAUUGAGCAGCAGCUUUCAGGGGUGGGAAGGAAGGUAGACUUCAUUUUUUACUGCUUCAGUUCAUGUUUAAUAUACAUGUGUUUGAAUUGACGCUUAUAAAGGUGUGGUUCCAAAGCAGCUCAGAUUGAUGUAAACUUGGACUGUCAGCUAGUCCUGGUUCCUCCUGUUGUCUCAGUGCUUAUGCUUAUGUGGUGGUGUGGUGAGCUGGCCCUGGGAGCAGAUCCAGCUACAUAAUCUUUUAGUAAGCUUGUUAGGGCAAAAGCAGAGUAGCCUGCACUUGAUGACAGUGUGAAAACAUUAGGAAGGGGAAUUAGAUAAUAGUUUAAAUUACAGCAUAGGAAUGCUGCUUUGUCAGUACAGAAUAAAAAUAAUGUGGAAACUUUAUAUAAAAAAAUCUUUAGGUCAUGUGAUUUCAAUGAAUUUUGUUUACACUCAGUAGAGAACAGACUACUGAAGAAAGGACUGUUUUCUUGCCCUUAACAUGUAAGUAAGUGCAGAAAAUAAGCUGAAGUCAACAACCUAAUACAGUGAUUGCUACUCUUUCUCUCAAGUUCUUGCAGAAACUCUUCCAAUAUAUUUCCAUACCUGUAGUGCCAAAAACCCCAGAUUUUUUUUUUUUGUUGUCCAAACCUAUAGGGUUUCCUUAUGGGCUCCAUCUACUUAUUUCUUGCUGCUGUCCUAAACCUUCCUAAAUAUUUAAGUAGUUAAAAUAAUCCUCUAAAGAAUUUCCUAUGUUGGAGAACAUUGUAAUUUUUUGAACAUUAUUUUGAUUUUGAUGCAUCUUUUAGAGAUUUGUUUAACUGGUGUGAGAAUGAAGGACAUGGCUAGAGCUUCUCUAGUCAUAAAGCAUGACAAGCUGGCUUCUGUAACUAGCUUUUGUAGAUGAUUUGAAAAACAUUUAAGCUUUAAGCUUUUUCAACCACCUCAAUUUUUAAAUUUUUCUUCAAAUGCAGGUGAAAACCUAAAUUUUAGUUGGAAGCCUUGAAGAGAAUGAAAUUAUACAAAAGUAUGGAUACCCUAAAAUGUUGGGGUUUUUUAAACAAAAUAUUUCUGAGAAUUCCUGUCAGGGUGGUCAAUUUUUUUUUUCUUCCAGAGCUUAACAGUUUGAGAAUCUGAAAUGAAACUGGCUAAACCUUGAUUCUUUCAGAUUCUGAUUUUUUUUUUUUUCUUUUUCUUUCAUUGGAUAGAGUUUUACUUUUGACAUCUUUUUUAGCUUUUUAAGUUUAAAUACAGCAAGUUUCUCAGGGUCAAAUAUUUUUCUGAGCUUUGAGUCAGAAAUAUAUUAAUAAAGUUCAUUGCCUGUAGUGUCCUGUUGUGAUCUUUAGAGUAUUUUUAAGUUCCAUAAAUGUACUUUUCUAAUAGGAAGUCCUUUGUAAUAUGAUGAAAUACUGUUGCAUUGCAGUUGCUAUGCUAUAAUGUUAAAUUUCUCUUGAAUUUCAACGUAUUAAUUCAAUAUACAGGUUUUAGUGGGUCCUGAAUAGAGUAAUAAUUAAUUAUUGGUUGUUUUGCACAUAAACACAGGGUAAAAAGAUUUAGUUGUUACUGAUGUGUCACAAGCACGUUUCUCAUGUUCUUUACUAUGCAAAACACUGUAAUCAUCUGUUGUCUUCAGUGGGACUUUAUAGCCUUAAAGCCUUAUGUAUCUGACUUUUCUAUAUAAAACUGAUGGCUGAAAAAGCUGUGUACUGUCACUGUGCCAUAGCCAGUUUCUUUCAGGUUAAGUUGGUUGUCAUAGAAUCAUGCAGGUUGGAGCUCCAAAAGCUCUCUACAUAAUCCACACUACAAAUUUGACAAGUUCAUUGUGUAGACAAGGGCAGUCUACAUAAGUAAAAUUCAUUUCCUGCAUUUGUCUAACACCCUGCAUGAAGUAACCUCAGUGUAACAGCAUUGGUGAAAUACGUGAAACUAGUCUCUUUCCCAGUUCCAAAAACUGUUUUAAGAUGGCUCUUCCUGUAGUUGAUAAUGGCAAGAUGGGUAAUACUACCCUUCAUCAUAAUUUAGUAUAAACACUUCCCCGCCUGCAGUAUUUUCUCUUCCUUGAGCUUUUAAUCAAGAGCUAGCUGUUAGAAGAAAAUUUAUUUCUAGAGAGGCAGUGUCUUUAAAAAGUUAUUUCCUUGCUAGCUAGCAGCAGUUAACUGGGAAGAGUCUGUUUUCUAACCAUGGCAGGGUCAGUCAUCUGUGGGCAUCAGUCCCAUGAGGGUAGUAGAAGCAUGAUCUCUCUCCCUGCAUGGAUUCAGAGUUGGCAGUGCUGGCAGCAGAUGUGCAACACUGACUUCAGCAGGACAUUGCAGUUAACAACAGAAUGUUUUUGUGGUCAUAACUGCCUGUCCAUCCAAAGAAAAGUUGUGGCUUUAUGAUCCUGCAGGUGCAGGUAACUUCAGGGUGGAACAUACAUAGACUUCUAUGCUGAUAACGCUUCUGUAUAUCAGAAUGAGUGAUUUCCUAUAUUAUGUGAGUUAUUGUUUGACAAAAAGGGGUUAAAAAUACCCUCAGCAUUAAUGAAAGGAUUUUUAUGAUGUCCUAUAUAUUGUUAAAUAUAUGUUGAAUGAUAUGUUUUGUAGAAGUUACUGGCUUUGUUAUGUAGUAGUAUAUUUUUAUAGGCAAUUCUUAUAUAUUGAAAUGUUAAGAAUAUUUUCAUAAGAGAUUUAUAUUCAUCAUUGCUAAUAAAAUGAACCUGAAGAAUUAAUCUCUGGUUUUGCAUUGAUUUAAUAGAACAUAUUUGAAUGUAGUGAUUGUAAAAGCUUUAUGAAAGAACUGUUAAUCAAACAGUCCCUGUUAAAUAUGAACAUAUGCCUCUACUAGCAUGCUGCAUUACUUUUUAUGCCUUGCAGCAAGCUAGGGAUGAAAAGAAUCUCUAUCAGUUUCCAUAUAGCAAUUUCUUAACU
Molecule: messenger RNA, 5851 nt
Organism: Athene cunicularia (burrowing owl)
Lineage: Eukaryota; Metazoa; Chordata; Aves; Strigiformes; Strigidae
Gene: SLC35G1
Product: solute carrier family 35 member G1
Exons: 3
Biological process (GO): calcium ion export across plasma membrane; regulation of cytosolic calcium ion concentration
Cellular component (GO): endoplasmic reticulum membrane; plasma membrane
Source: RefSeq, a predicted model, not a curated record